Molecule: messenger RNA, 3528 nt
Organism: Hippoglossus stenolepis (Pacific halibut)
Lineage: Eukaryota; Metazoa; Chordata; Actinopteri; Pleuronectiformes; Pleuronectidae
Gene: ddx42
Product: DEAD (Asp-Glu-Ala-Asp) box helicase 42
Exons: 19
Coding region: 106-2862 (918 amino acids)
Molecular function (GO): RNA helicase activity; ATP binding; nucleic acid binding
Source: RefSeq, a predicted model, not a curated record
CACGGAGAGACUCGGCGCGCACCGAUGACGUAAAGGGCACUUCUUCUCAUGACAACACAGGCGCUGCAGGCUGGAGCAUCUACAGGCGCCUGAAACAGCACAGUCAUGAACUGGAACAAAGGUGGUCCGGGUAUCAAGCGAGGGUUUGGGUUUGGAGGAUUUUCUCUUGCAGGGAAAAAAGAAGAAGCCCCCGCCGUCCCUGACAAAUCUCAAACAUCGUUUGGACCCCCAGGAUCAAGUGGGGGAUAUGGGAAGAACCAGCAGCUCCCGUCAUUCUAUAAAAUAGGGACCAAAAGAGCGAAUUUUGAUGAGGAAAAUGCGUAUUUUGAAGAUGAUGAAGAGGAUUCCAGCAGCAAUGUUGAUCUACCAUAUAUACCUGCAGAGAAUUCGCCCACACGGCAGCAAAUGCAGUCUGGUGGUGGCGGCGGCUCAGACAGUGAGGAUGACCCACUGGAUGCCUUCAUGGCAGAGGUUGAGAAUCAAGCAGCGAAAGACAUGAGGAAACUAGAGGAAAAGGAAAAAGAGAAAAAGUCAGCCAAGGGUAUUCGCGAUGACAUUGAAGAAGAAGAUGAACAAGAAGCCUACUUCCGCUACAUGGCAGAGAAUCCCACAGCCGGCCUGACCCUGGAGGAAGAGGAUGAAAACAUUGAUUAUGACAGUGACGGGAACCCAAUUGCCCCCACCACCAAGAAAAUCAUCUUGCCCCUUCCUCCUAUUGACCACACUGAGAUUGAUUAUCCACCAUUUGAGAAAAACUUCUACAUUGAGCACGAGGAGCUAAUCAACCUGACUGGAAUUCAAGUGGUGGAACUAAGGCAGAAACUAAACUUGCGAGUAUCUGGUGCUGCCCCUCCAAAACCCUCGACCAGCUUUGCCCACUUCACCUUUGAUGAGCAGCUAAUGCACCAAAUCCGCAAGUCUGAGUUCACUCAGCCCACACCAAUUCAGUGCCAGGGUGUGCCUAUAGCUGUGUCUGGACGUGACAUGAUUGGUAUUGCAAAAACUGGCAGUGGUAAAACUGCAGCUUUUAUUUGGCCAAUGCUGGUUCAUAUCAUGGACCAGAAGGAGUUGGAAGCAGGAGAAGGGCCCAUCGCAGUUAUCGUGUGUCCCACCAGAGAACUUUGUCAGCAGAUCCACGCAGAAUGUAAACGCUUUGGGAAAGCCUACUCAUUGCGUUCUGUGGCAGUCUAUGGAGGAGGAAGCAUGUGGGAGCAAGCCAAGGCUCUGCAGGAGGGGGCAGAGAUCGUGGUGUGCACUCCGGGUCGUCUGAUUGACCACGUAAAAAAGAAGGCCACGUCCCUGCAGAGAGUGACCUACCUGGUGUUUGACGAGGCUGAUCGCAUGUUUGAUAUGGGCUUUGAAUAUCAGGUUAGGUCUAUUGCUAGCCAUGUCCGCCCUGACAGACAGACUCUUUUGUUCAGUGCUACUUUUCGAAAGAAGAUCGAAAGGCUGGCCAGAGACAUCUUGACAGAUCCUAUCCGUGUGGUGCAGGGAGACAUCGGAGAGGCCAAUGAGGAUGUGACCCAGGUCGUGGAGAUGCUGCACAGUGGGACAGAAAAAUGGGCCUGGCUGAUCCGGCGGCUCGUAGAGUUUACCUCCUCUGGCUCUGUCCUUAUCUUCGUUACCAAGAAGGCAAACUGUGAAGAACUGGCCACUAACCUGACGCAGGAGGGCUACAGCAUUGGCCUCCUGCAUGGAGAUAUGGACCAGAGUGAGAGGAACAAGGUCAUCAGUGACUUCAAGAAGAAGAACUUGCCCGUUCUGGUGGCCACUGAUGUGGCUGCGCGUGGUCUGGACAUUCCUUCCAUUCGCACAGUGGUGAACUACGAUGUGGCACGAGACAUCGACACACACACGCACAGGAUCGGUCGAACAGGUCGUGCUGGAGAGAAGGGUGUAGCUUACACUCUCCUUACCAACAAAGACACUACAUUCGCUGGAGACCUUGUGCGAAAUCUGGAGGGAGCGAAUCAAUCCGUUACUAAAGAACUGAUGGAUUUAGCCAUGCAGAAUCCAUGGUUUAGGAAAUCCAGAUUCAAGGGGGGUAAAGGGAAGAGGCCGAACAUUGGAGGAGGUGGUCUUGGUUACAGAGAGAGACCAGGCUUGGGGGCUGAAAGUUCUGAGCGUGGCAGCAGCAGCUUGUUGUCUUCCACUAGCAGCUUUGAGGGCUACAGCAAACCAGCUACUGGGGCGAUGGGGGACCGCAUGUCUGCAAUGAAACAAGCCUUCCAGGCUCAGUAUAAAAGCCACUUUGUGGCAGCGUCCAGCGGCCCUCCUAAGCUCAGCACCAAGUCUAACAGCUCGUCAUGCUGGACCAGUGCUGGCAGUCUGAGCUCUGUGCCGACAGAGUCUGCUAAUGGCUCAGAGAGGUCCCACUGUGCCACCUUGUCAAUGUCAGGCUUCACCAGUGCAGGCACCCUGAGCUCAGUGCCCCCCAGUCUAACCAGUUCACAGCACAGCUUCCCUCAGCCUCAGCUUCCGCCUCCCCCUCCUCCUCCGCCUUCACCUCCCUCACAGAGAGACAGCUCACGGGACAGACACGUUGAAGACCGUGGGCGCCAUGGGGACAGUCACCACCGCCACAGUGACAGGAGCGACCGACACAGCAGUGAAGAUCGCCACAGCGACCGAGAUCGGCACGGAGACAGAGAUCGUGACCGCUACGGGGAGCGGGAGCGCCACAGCAGCAGCCGCCACAGCGACAGUCGUAACGGAGAUGGGAGCAGGAGGGAAAGAGAUGAUCGGAGGAGCGACCGAGACGUGGGAGACAGGGGGAGUGGGGAGGGGAGGGACAGGGGGGAAGAUGAUAGCUUUGCCGUUCCUGAUCCACCAAAACGUAGAAAGAGCAGGUGGGACAACUAACGGGGGAAAAAAUCAACACAUCAGUAGAAUAAUUCAUGCAACAACUGCUCCACGACAAGCUUGUCUGUGUAGGCAGAGAGCAGAGCAUAUCAGAGGCUGGUGCAGGCACAAGGCUCGAGGGGUACGUUUACUGACGCCAGUGUCAAUUUGGCCUCAACAGUGUGUCAGACAGAUCAACACAAGCAGCUCCGAGACAGCCACUGUACAUACACCAUCAAGACUGUUGUUAUUAUAAGUCAAUAGGAUCAAGCAAUAGAGCUGUAACGAAUCCUGUCAGUGAACAAUUCCAAAUUAGGGCGUGUUGGUUGUUGUCUUGUUUCUACUCACUGAGCCCCUAAUAUGCUUCUGUGCUUGCAAACCUGACAAAUUUUCUUUUCCUUUUUAAUGAAUCUUUGCCAAGUGUGUUUGUGUGUUUGCAUUUUCUUUUCUACAAAGCUAACUGUUAGAACCGUUUAAUUUUUUUCUAAGGCGCUCUGUGAUUACAAGUACAUUAAAAAAAAAACUAUCAGUAGCUCUUUUUGUGUCUUGUAUUCAAGUUUUAGUGAAGUGCCUUUCCCUGGCAUUUAGUCCGUCUGCUUUUGAAAUGUGUUUUCAGGAACGUUUGUUUGUAUGAGAGGGAUUACAAGUGUUCAAAUGGGAAGUUUUAAUUAAAAACACUUCUCUUUA